Molecule: messenger RNA, 348 nt
Organism: Loa loa (African eye worm)
Lineage: Eukaryota; Metazoa; Nematoda; Chromadorea; Rhabditida; Onchocercidae
Exons: 1
Source: RefSeq, a predicted model, not a curated record
UUUUUUAUAGGUGGUCGAGGUCAUUUUUUUGGUGCAAAAGCAAUCGAUGAAUUUAUUGUACGAUUGCAAAUGAAAUUAAUUGUCCGUACGCAUACACCAUAUGAUAGGGGUCAUUUUAUGUUUGCAUCGAAGCAACUAUUGUCCAUCUGGUCUAGUAAUUGUAAUAAUGUCAAACUUGCAACUAGUUUAUAUAUUAACCCACAAUUACAGAUCAGUGUACAUUGUAUGACACCUGUAAUUGUAAAAACUAUUGUCACUGAUCAAUUACCAGAAACGCUAUCAGAAGUGGAAAUUAUUGAAGUAGAAGAGAGGAAUAAACUUGAUGGAAUGUAACGUGUGAAAUCUUAA